AUGGCGAUAAGAGAACGGGUACCACGUGAUCGAAUAGAUUGGCCGCUAGGAGGCCAGUGGACUGCGCCAACUCUUCCUGCAAAGUUGACUUCAAUGGCACCCCGUGGCUUAUCUGCUGAAGAGAAACGCAUCAAGCUGUUGGAAAUAUUCCAUGAGUCGAAGGACUUUUUCCAACUAAAAGAACUGGAGAAACUUGGGCCAAAGCUCAAGGGGAUCGUCUCGCAAACAGUGAAAGACGUUCUGCAGUCACUCGUCGACGACCGAUUGGUAUAUACCGAUAAGAUUGGGUCCUCCAAUUUCUUCUGGAGUUUCCCCUCGGAACGCGGAAACAUAAUUCGCAACCGAUUGAAUGCUGCGAAUAACGCGAAGUCGCACCUUAGAAGUCAACUCCAGGAACUUGAUACGUCGCUUAAACGCGAAAAGACCGCCCGACCUGAAAGCGAGAAGAGGACGGCCGCGUUGGAGAGGUUGCAGGCAUCAAAAGAUAAUAUCAAAGCGCUUGAAGAGGAAUUGAAUGCAUAUGGCGUGUGCCAUCCCACCAAAGUGGAAGCGAAGAAACGAGCUAUUGUCGCCGCUCACGAAGCUGCCGUGCGAUGGACUGAUAACUAUACCAUCCUUCUUGUCUACUUCACCCGCCAAAAUGCAGUGGGUGAACAGGAGAUUCGCAAGUUCCUAGAUAUCGAGGAAAAUUACGAAGAUAUCUACUGA
This is a messenger RNA of Pisolithus orientalis, 708 nucleotides long. Its product is annotated as Mnd1 family-domain-containing protein. Gene Ontology annotation, molecular function: double-stranded DNA binding. Lineage: Eukaryota; Fungi; Basidiomycota; Agaricomycetes; Boletales; Pisolithaceae. Gene Ontology annotation, biological process: reciprocal meiotic recombination. The transcript is spliced from 10 exons. The coding region runs from base 1 to 708 and encodes 235 amino acids. The record is from RefSeq and is a predicted model, not a curated record.